GAGGUGAAGAGAGACACACAUUGAGAGAGCGAUAGAGCGAGAGGAAGGGAGGGGAAUCGAGCUUUUAAGAGAUUUGAUAGAGAUUAGAAGCGGAACAGUGUUGAGAAUUACUGUAUGUUCGAUAUGAAUCUCAUUUCAUGGUGAAAACGCAGCGCGAGGCGAGGACGCGGACAGAACUGCGGAACGCAUCACUGAAUGAAUGAAACAAUGGAAAAGAGCCCCGCGCUUUCUUUAAACAGGUCAUAGGUGAACUAAACAAAUGCCAAAAUCUGCAGGUGGUUUGUGUGAGGCGUAAUGUCUUCGAGGUUUGAAUGAGAAGUCGUGGAUGUCUCGACAGACUCCUGGAGAAAGUUCAACAUCAGGAUGAACAGGUUCCUCAGAUAGUGGAUGAACACUUACGUGUUUGAUUCAUCAUGACGUCACACCCUCCUCCAUUCUUACUGAACCAUCAGGUCGGGAUGUUCCGGGUUUUAAGUCACUCUACCACAUGGCCACGCCUCUUGUGGAUUCUGUGGGUGUGGCUAAGCCCGUGUUCAUCGGUUCACCAUCACUCGCACCCACAUUCCAUCAAAAUCCCUGGGGACAUCACCUUGGGAGGCCUUUUCCCAGUCCAUUCCAGGGGUCCCGCAGGGGUCCCGUGUGGAGAAAUAAAGAAAGAGAAAGGAAUCCACCGGAUGGAGGCCAUGCUGUACGCACUGGACCAGAUCAACAGUGACCCAGAACUACUGCCCAACAUCACACUAGGGGCCCGGAUUCUUGAUACAUGUUCCAGGGACACUUACGCUCUAGAGCAGUCUCUGACAUUUGUCCAGGCUCUCAUUCAGAAAGACACGUCUGAUAUUCGAUGCUCCAAUGGAGAACAACCAAUCAUACGCAAGCCUGAGCGUGUGGUGGGCGUGAUAGGGGCGUCCGGCAGCUCCGUGUCCAUCAUGGUGGCCAAUGUCCUGCGGUUGUUUGAGAUCCCCCAGAUCAGUUACGCCUCCACAGCACCAGAGCUGAGCGACAAUAACCGCUAUGACUUCUUCUCUCGUGUGGUACCACCAGACUCCUACCAGGCCCAAGCUAUGGUGGACAUCGUGAAAGCCCUGGGCUGGAACUAUGUGUCCACUUUAGCAUCAGAGGGGAAUUACGGUGAAAGUGGAGUAGAUGCCUUCGUUCAGAUCUCUCGAGAGGCAGGAGGUCUGUGCAUUGCUCAGUCCAUGAAGAUCCCACGAGAGCCCAAACCAGGAGAGUUUGACAAGAUCAUUAAGAGACUAAUGGAGACCCCCAAUGCUCGAGGAGUCAUCAUCUUCGCCCAUGAGGAUGACAUCAAGCAGGUCCUGGAGGCCGCGAGGAAGUCCAAUUUGACUGGUCAUUUUAAGUUUGUGGGAUCAGACAGCUGGGGUGCCAAGAGCUCUCCGAUCCUGGAUCAGGAGGAAGUGGCUGAGGGUGCGGUCACCAUUCUGCCCAAGAGAGCAUCUAUUGAAGGGUUUGACCAGUACUUCAUCACUCGAUCCCUGGAGAACAAUCGCAGGAAUAUCUGGUUCGCUGAAUUCUGGGAGGACGACUUUAGGUGCAAACUGACACGUCCAGGUAUCAAGAUCGACCCAGAAAAGAAGAAAUGCACAGGAGAAGAACGGAUCAAUCGCGAUUCUCAUUACGAGCAAGAGGGCAAGGUCCAGUUUGUAAUUGAUGCGGUGUAUGCCAUGGCUCAUGCUUUGCACAACAUGCACCAGGAUCUGUGUCCGGGAGCCACAGGUGUUUGUGAUAAAAUGGACCCAGUGGAGGGACGUUUGCUGCUUAGCUACAUCCGCGCCGUCAACUUCAAUGGUAGCGCCGGCACUGCCGUUCUGUUUAAUGAAAACGGUGAUGCUCCUGGACGCUAUGACAUCUUUCAGUACCAGAUGACCAACACCAGUAGUCCAGGAUACAGAGUCAUCGGCCAGUGGACCAAUAACUUGCGACUCAAUGUAGAAGAGAUGCAGUGGACUGGUGGAUCCCGUCAGAUUCCGGACUCUGUUUGCAGUUUUCCGUGCCAACCGGGUGAGAGGAAGAAGAUGGUGAAGGGUGUCCCGUGCUGCUGGCACUGUGAGCUCUGUGACGGGUAUCAGUUCCAAGCUGACGAGUUCAACUGCGAGAUGUGCCCUUUCGACAUGCGGCCGACCCUCAACCGCACGGCCUGCCGGCCAACUCCCAUCAUCAAGCUGGAGUGGCAUUCUCCCUGGGCCGUUAUCCCUCUGUUCCUGGCCAUUCUUGGCAUUCUGGCCACCCUGUUCGUCAUCGUCACCUUCAUCCGCUUCAACGACACCCCCAUCGUGAGGGCCGCGGGCCGCGAGCUCAGCUACGUGCUUCUGACGGGAAUCUUCCUCAUCUACUUCAUCACCUUCCUCAUGAUCGCUGAGCCGGGAACCGUGGUGUGUGCUUUCCGCAGGCUACUGCUGGGUCUGGGUAUGAGCAUUACAUACUCCGCCAUGCUCACAAAGACCAACCGGAUCUACCGGAUCUUCGAGCAGGGCAAGAAGUCCGUCACGCCACCAAAAUUUAUCAGCCCCACUUCACAACUUAUGAUAACCUUCAUUCUGAUCUCAGUACAGGUUGUGGGUGUUUUCGUCUGGUUUGGCGUGAUGCCGCCACACACCACCGUGGACUACGAGGAGCAGCGGCCGCCCAAUCCAGAGUUGGCACGUGGCAUCCUGAAGUGUGACAUGUCUGAUCUGUCGCUCAUCUGUUGCCUGAGCUACAGCAUCGUGCUGAUGGUCACAUGCACUGUCUACGCGGUCAAGAGCAGAGGUGUGCCUGAGACUUUCAACGAAGCUAAACCCAUCGGCUUCACCAUGUAUACCACCUGCAUCGUCUGGCUGGCGUUUGUGCCUAUUUUCUUUGGCACAGCACAGUCCACUGAGAAGAUGUUCAUCCAGACAACGACGCUGACCGUGUCCAUGAGUCUGAGUGCCUCCGUGUCCCUGGGGAUGCUCUACAUACCGAAAGUCUACGUCAUCAUCUUCCACCCGGAGCAGAACGUGCAGAAGCGCAAGCGCAGCUUCAAGGCUGUGGUGCAAGCCGCCACCAUGUCCUCACGCCUCUCGCAGAAAUCCAUCAAUGACAAGCAGAACGGAGAGACGAAGAUCGAGCCAGACAGGUCACAGUAGCAGGUGACCCUUGGAACAGCUGUGUGGAUCUCAAAUCACUGAGGAAGAUUCGAAGGGAAAGUUUUGCUGUGUUGUAUUUUGUGAUGCCAGGUGAGGACGUUAAUAAAGCCGAUGUUACUGACUGUGAAGCACAAACUGCUAACACUGCGAACAGAAAAUACUUUAUUGAGCAUCUUUGUCGAACACUUGAAAUGCUUCAUAGAUAGAAUGUGUCCAAAAGCCUUUCUCGUCCAGAAGGUUUUUACGGAUAGCACAAUGCGAUUUGGAAAAAUCUCUUGUUGUCCCAUUUUUACCUCAGAAUGAGCUUAUUGUGUGGUUAUUGUGUUAAGGUUUUAGCAUGAGAUGUUUACAGUGGCGCAACUUUGGACAUGCACACACUGGCCGAGUAAAAACCCAAUGAAAGACCACCAGAUUUGAUAAAAAUACGGAUCCUGACUGAUGCUGAAGAAAAACUCUCCUCACCUUUAACCGUACAGCAAAGUCACUGCUUUAUCAUCUCCGACUGUGUCAUAAUACACAAUUUUAUUUUAGAUUGUAAGCUCAAAGAAUGAAUUAGACACUAUUUUGAGCCAGUUGUGUAUUUGAUAGCUUUGUGCAUCUUAUAUAUCUAAUAUUUAUUUUAACGAUUCUAACUAGAUGUUAUUAAUUAGCUUCUCAUUUUAUUUUAUUUUUAUUUUCAUAUAAUGUAUGUAUUUAUUUAAUGAUUGAUCUCCUUGGCCAAAGACAUGUUGGUGCUUUUAUAAAGAGAUGUAUAGGAAAGAAAAAGAUUUCAGAACUGAAUAUCAAUAGAGCAUCCAGAAUGCACCACAUUAAAGAAUAAUGUACAGUUCAACUUGUUAAACAUUGUAAAUAGAGGAAUCUGGAGUUUUAAUGGAUGUAUGUACUAUUUUGUGUGUUCUGAGGCGGUUAUUUUGUGUUUGACUGACAACAUGCAUGGGAAACUCUAUCUGAAAAGUCUUAUUGUGUUACAUGAGUAACAUGACUGCUGUGUGUUUUUUCCACAUCACAUUAAAGAAAUGUCAGUUUACGUCUUUCUAUUUUUUACAUCGGUGUUUUUGGAUGUCCAUAUAUUCUGCUGAUGCUCCACAUUGCUUAAAGGGUAGGCAAUUUCGAGGAGGCUAGCAAUAGCAAGCUAGCUUUGAAAGCAUGAGAUCCCACCCGAGCGCUCUGCAAAGCAUCACGAGAUGAGAGAAGGCGUUAAAUUACCUCAUGUCUCAAAGAAAGCACAUAACAUUACAAUAAUAAUGAACGUAAACAACUUACAGAGCUCUUACUUGUACCAUUUGACUGCUGCAGAUUCAUUUCGGCGUUGAUAGUGUUGACAUAGAAAUGCAUAAAUCCGAGUGUGAGGACGUGAACAGCUCAACGUCACGGGAUGCCAUCGCGUAAUUACGGUUAUGACAUGGUGUGAACGCAGCAUAAGCUGUUGUCUUGGUUCAGGAGGAGCUGUAAAAGAUGACUGCUGUUUGUUUUUGGCUCUCUGUGACUGUCUGUCUACAACUCUGCAUCAGGGUUGCCAGGUUUUCACAACAAAACCCUCCCAAUUGCUACUCAAAGCUAGCCCAAAACUAGCCUUGUCACAUUUUCAGGGAGGUCCCCCGAUAAAAAUCUGCGUUUUUGGUGGGGUUUCCCUGGUAAAAUUUGCAUUCCAGGGGCUAAAUAUCAUGUUAUUUGGGGUCACUUCAACCCGCGGACAUGAAAAACAAUCCGCAGCAACAGUGUUAAAGGAGCCCAAUUCCACGGGAAAACCGCAGACUUGGCAACACUGCUCUGCAUAGCCUUACAGAACGCACUGAUGACAUGUGAUGUCUGCACGAGCAGGGUGCGUGGAUGUAUGGAAUUACAUAUGUUGACAGGCAGGUAGGACAUCGUAUCCUAGUGCAAUGAUUAAACAAACAUUUUUUGGUCCUGAGACUUCCACAGAAGAUAUAUGUAAAUGUUUUAAUAUCUAGACCACUUCUAUUAGUGACUGCUAUCAGGAUGUGAAGAGAGUUUUAACCAGUAUAACAAAAAGUGUUUAUAAAAAACAUUGCCUACCCUACCUUUAAGUACAUGCAGCACUACAACACUAAGUGUCUAUAUAAAGAUGUAUUGAUGUUGAAUGGUACAAUCCAUAACAGAAAGAGCAAAGCAAUCAAUUGUAAUUAAAAUUAAUGCUGAUGUCAGAAAGCCACACGAAUUCCUUCAUGAAAUAACAACAGUGGUUCGCUACUGGGAAUAAAACUCAUUGUUUUCUGAAUCUUUCUUAGUUCAGUGUUUCUGUUGACAAAAUCCUUCAAUAAAGCCCUGCAGCAAGAUGUUUGAUACGUAGAAAAUAAUAUGGUCGGUGUGUGCUUUCCACGCAUGGCUGAGAACAAAAUAAAUGUUUAAUAUUG
Molecule: messenger RNA, 5503 nt
Organism: Ctenopharyngodon idella (grass carp)
Lineage: Eukaryota; Metazoa; Chordata; Actinopteri; Cypriniformes; Xenocyprididae
Gene: grm6a
Product: glutamate receptor, metabotropic 6a
Exons: 12
Coding region: 414-3128 (904 amino acids)
Biological process (GO): regulation of synaptic transmission, glutamatergic; G protein-coupled glutamate receptor signaling pathway
Cellular component (GO): membrane
Molecular function (GO): adenylate cyclase inhibiting G protein-coupled glutamate receptor activity
Source: RefSeq, a predicted model, not a curated record